Messenger RNA from Coregonus clupeaformis (lake whitefish), 3284 nucleotides. Its product is annotated as protein Wnt-1-like. Lineage: Eukaryota; Metazoa; Chordata; Actinopteri; Salmoniformes; Salmonidae. The transcript is spliced from 5 exons. Gene Ontology annotation, molecular function: cytokine activity; frizzled binding. Gene Ontology annotation, biological process: neuron differentiation; multicellular organism development; cell fate commitment. The coding region runs from base 434 to 1561 and encodes 375 amino acids. The record is from RefSeq and is a predicted model, not a curated record. Gene Ontology annotation, cellular component: extracellular region.
GUUUUCUUUAUUCAUUGUGCCCUAUGAAGACAAUUAACUCUCCCUCCUUCCAAUCCUAAUGAAAAGAGGGCAAAAAAAAGGGAGAUGAGAGCAGCAAAUCCUUUUUCAUUCCUCUUGUAGCGCUCAAUAAGAGAAGAAUGUGUCGCCUAUCACUCACGGAGGGGAUCAAGUCUUCCGGACUGUCCCACGCGCUCAAUGUGCUGCUGCUGUCCAGAGCAACACUACAGAGAUAGACAUAGAGCGCGUCAAGAGAACAGCAGCAGCCGCUCGAGCCGCAGCAUCCAGCAGCCUAGCCUGGAAAGACACUUCAGCUGCGCUAGACAAGGACUGAUUUAGCAACCUGUCUCCUCUGUCUGACUGUCUCCUCACCAGAUUCAUUAUUAUAGGACAGGCUCCUCGUUGCUUUUCCCCCUCUAAAGUCCCUCUCUUUGGAAUGUGGUGUGACACAAUGAGGAUCCUCGCACUGCUUCUGGGGAUGAAAGCAGCGUGCAUCCUGCUGGUUUCCUCGCUCUCAGGCACGGGGGCAGUUAACAACAGCGGCCGGUGGUGGGGCAUUGUGAAUGUGGCCUCCUCUGCAAACCUCUUCACCAACUCCAAGAACGUCCAGUUGGUACUGGAACCCAGCUUGGCCCAGCUGAGCCGUCGCCAGCGCCGCCUCAUCCGCCAGAAUCCAGGGAUCCUCCACGCCAUCGCAGCCGGCCUGCAAACCGCCAUAAAGGAGUGCAAGUGGCAGUUCAGGAACCGCCGCUGGAACUGCCCGACCACCCACAGCCCGGCAAUAUUUGGCAAAAUCGUUAACCGUGGUUGCCGAGAGACAGCGUUUGUGUUUGCGAUCACGAGUGCAGGGGUGACCCAUGCGGUGGCCCGCUCCUGCUCUGAGGGGGCCAUCGAGUCGUGCACCUGUGACUACCGUCGCCUGGGGCCUGGGGGUCCUGACUGGCACUGGGGCGGCUGCAGCGACAACGUGGACUUUGGCCGGAUGUUCAGUCGGGAGUUUGUGGACUCCAGCGAGAGAGGAAGGGAUUUCCGAUACCUCACUAACCUACACAACAACGAGGCAGGGAGAAUGACAGUGUCGUCAGAGAUGCGUCAAGAGUGUAAGUGCCAUGGCAUGUCAGGCUCAUGCACCAUGCGUACCUGCUGGAUGCGUCUACCCAGCUUCCGCGUUGUUGGGGACUUCCUGAAGGACCGCUUCGACGGAGCGUCCCGGGUCGUCUAUGCCAACAAGGGUUCCAACCGCGCCUCUCACCGUGCCGAUCCAAGCCAUCUCGAACCCGAGAACCCCUCCCACAAACCCCCGUCAUCCAGAGACCUGGUCUACUUUGAGAAGUCACCCAACUUCUGCACCUACCACGGCAAGACGGGUACCCAUGGAACCUCGGGGAGGACCUGUAACAGCUCGUCUCCCGCGCUGGACGGGUGUGAGCUGCUGUGUUGUGGUAGAGGGUUCCAAACUCAGACUGAGAAGGUCACUGAGAGGUGUCACUGUACGUUCCACUGGUGCUGCCAUGUUAGCUGCCUCAACUGCACCAGCACACAGAUGUUACACCAGUGCCUCUGAUCACGGGAGAACCAGGACAGGGGUGCAGAGAUGGAGAUGGAAAGGUUAUUUGGGCAGGUGGUGUGUAGAUAGAGGAAUGGCGUGGUAGAGAAGGGAAUGGCUAACUCUAUAGAGGGGUAAUUGGGGGGUUCAAAAGUGAAUACAGGGAGUACUAGAGCUUAAUCAAUGUUAGUUUUUUUAUGAAAGAGAGAAAAGCACAAUGAUUACAGGGUGUAGAAGGAGGGUUUGUUUGUUGUGUGUGUGUGUACGUGUACGUGUGUGCUUACGUGUGCUUACUCCUGAUGCUCUGUGGUAACAGAGUAUGUAAGUGUGCUUACUGGGUAUUUAAAUGCUGUAGCUAUGCAACCAUGUAGAAUGGAAUGGAAACCAAUCCUCACUAUGGCUUCCCAACACGAGUAACAAGACCAGAGGCAGAUUGGGUAAAAGGAAGUAGUUACAAAGGAAAUAGAAUUGUGGCAAGAGAGGGAGGAGAGGGGAGAGAAGGAGAGUAACGGUUACUGGACACAAUGUCAGACAGAUGUCUCUGUGGCAGGAGAACCACAAGCAUGGUCUCUCAUAAACCGGUGAAGAGCUGUAACAAGAGGGUGGUUAUUUUAAACAUCACUGUUUUGUUUUCUUUUGCUGCAGUUCUACUUUUCUCACAUAAAAUUGUGUGAAGUACAUCUCCCGGGAUGUGCAGUCCUCUCCCCCAAUUGCUAUGUACUUUGGUCCUGGACAUGGACCAAGCCGUUAUGAUUUCCUGUCUAACUCACCACACAUGCCCUCUUUGUUUCGAUUGCUCUGGAAUCUGCUACACCUCAACCCGGAGUUACCGCGGUGAUUUACUGCACCAUGGUUACUGACGUUAAAGGACUGGACGUUGUAGCCGCAUCCAAGGAUAACACAAACAUUUUCUAAAAUGUUAUAUCAACCUGGAAUUCACUAUGGGAAUCGUAUGUAUGAAUAGUUUGACUGUAGUAUCAAUACACUGAAUAUUGGGGAGUAUAACUAGAUGUAUGUAGGAGAUAGAUAGUGGUGCUGCAAGAGAACUGGGGUGACCUGCCAAAUAGUGAGAUCUGCAAUAUGGCAACCCUGUUCCUAAAAUGCAAUGACCAGAGAAAAAUUGUGAGACUUAACACAUUGCCCUGCUGUGGAAAAGUGUGUAAAGAUAAUCCAAUAUUUUCCCUUCCAAGUUUACAGUGGACAGACAGAGGGUUUUCCCAUUCAAUAUGAGCUGCAUCUAGCUGUGAACUAUACGUUGAGGGAAAAACCUUGAAUAUACAGCCACUACAAAGGGGAAUGUAUUGAAUAUCAGCUAAGAGAACCAAAAUGUUGUAAAUAAUAUAUAUAGAAAUAUAUAUUUAUGCUGAAGUUACUUGCAAUUUUAGGGAGGAAUGAUUUAUGCACCUGUCAUACAUAAGCCAAUGGAUGGAAGGAGAGACAAAAUGCUAUCAUUAGUCAUAAAUGACUAAAUUGUAAAAUGUAAAUAAGUCAGGUCAUGUUUUUAUUAAACUGUUAUUCUGUUUAUUUCCAAUAAUGUCGUUUUCACAUUUUUGUUGAGGGCGGGAAACAGAAUUUGUUAGAAACCUGGCGGAACAUUCUUCUUUCCUCCCUGCUCAUUUUCUCCUAACACUUGUGUUUGUCAUGUUCGUCAUGCACUGAAUAUUACCAUUUAUGUAAAUACAACAAUAUUUAUUACUGUGAAUGUUUGAUACGGUUAUAGAGAGAGAAGUAAAAGAGUAAA